GCGGCCUCUUCUUCUCCUCAGUCACGGCUCCGGCUCGGCCUCUCCGCGCCGCCAUGUCCGCCCCAGGCAGCGGCGGCGAGUUCGGCAACCCGCUGCGGAAGUUCAAGCUCGUCUUCCUCGGCGAGCAGAGCGUUGGGAAGACCUCUCUGAUCACCAGGUUUAUGUAUGACAGUUUCGACAAUACUUACCAGGCAACCAUUGGAAUUGAUUUCCUGUCAAAAACAAUGUAUCUCGAAGAUCGCACGAUCAGGCUGCAGCUGUGGGAUACAGCCGGCCAGGAGAGGUUCCGCAGCCUCAUUCCCAGCUACAUCCGUGACUCUGCUGUGGCUGUCAUUGUCUUUGACAUUACAAGUUCGGCUGCAGCUCUGGGACACAGCAGGCCAGGAGCGGUUCCGCAGCCUCAUUCCCAGCUACAUCCGCGACUCCACUAUUGCUGUGGUAGUCUAUGACAUUACAAACUUGAAUUCCUUCCAGCAGACCUCCAAGUGGAUUGAUGAUGUUCGGACAGAGAGGGGAAGCGACGUCAUCAUCAUGUUGGUGGGGAACAAAACUGAUCUGGCAGACAAGAGGCAAAUCACUACAGAAGAAGGGGAACAGAGAGCCAAAGAGCUGAAUGUGAUGUUUAUUGAGACCAGUGCAAAGACUGGAUACAAUGUGAAACAGCUAUUCCGUCGUGUGGCUGCUGCCUUACCUGGGAUGGACAGCACACCAGAGAAGAGCAAAGAAGACAUGAUUGACAUCAAACUAGAGAAGCCUCCUGAGCAGCCAGUAACGGAGAGCGGUUGCUCCUGCUAACAGGCCCGUUCUGUAGCAGCACAUUCCCCAGCUGGCCAGUCUCACUGAAGAACAUCACUGCUCAUUGGCUAGGCAACCCUACUUUGGGCUGAAAAAACAAUCUACUAAGCGAGCGAACUCCCUGUUUACGGUGGGGAGCAGCCCUGGCCGCCCCUCUUACUGCAUGGUAUGAGCCUUGAGUGCAGAAUGAGUGUCCUGUCUUUUAUUUUACUUUUUUAUGUUGUUGCACUUUGGCACCGUGGUGCCCUUUACACUCUCUCUCUUUCUCUUCCUCCCCUUUCCCACCUUGAGCCUGUCUGCUCAGAUGUAUCAUGUGAAUGCAAUGGAAAAGCCACCAAGUUAGGGAAAAGACAAAAAAAAAUAAAGCUUGGGGGUGGGUUUUCCACUUUCCUUUACUGCCUUGCAUAUUAACUAGCUCCUGUCCACUCCAGUCUUGUCUGUUCUGCAUCCCCACUUCCUCUGUUUAAAGGCUGCUCCUUUUACAACAGUCACUUGGACUUGGCCUUGCCUUGUUGGGCAGUACAGGUUAUCUGUUUCUAGGCUUCCUGCAGGGCACACACACAGUAUUUGCUCUUCGGUUUCUCCUUUCUGUGGAUGAUCUUGGCUAAGUUUUGCUCAUGACUUCUGGGUUUUGCCCUGCACUCUGACCCUCAUGUGACGCAAAACACUGGAAACUCCCAAACUCUUUGCUUCGACCUUGUUGCUCCCAUCUGCGUAGCAGAGACAUCCCACAGAUUGCUCCCUGCAGUGUGAGUAUCUUCCUGUCUGGAGGAUGUUGGUGCUUGGUGUGUUGGCAGUAAGAUGUGGGGAAGGAAAUGGGUACAGAGACUUUGCAGCAUGAAGGUGGGUGGGGAGAAAUCCUCAGGGUGAUUUGUAGGGACCUCGGUCUUUUCUGUCAGCAGCAAAAGCAAACAGCUCUGUGGAGCCCAUCACUGCAGGAGCAAUACCUGGGAAUCGUGUGUGCUGUUCAGGUUCCUUUCCUAGUCUCCAUCCUUCUGUUUGCGGUCACAUAGCCUAGGAGAGCAGGUGGGCUACAGCAAAUUAAAGGCCACUGAUAGCUGUUCUGGCUUCAUAUCUAGGUUGCUGCUCAAUGAAAUCACAGCUGCUUCUGCUUUUGUUGUCUCAGAGAGUGGGGGGGUAAUACCCUGCUGCUUUUGGAAUAGUGGUAACAGAGACAAGUGCUAGCAGGGAUUUAUUAUCAUGGGUGAGUAGGGGAAUGUACACUGCUAGAGUGCAUUGUAUUGUCACUUCUGGAUGCCUGAGGUUGGGAAAUAGCUCGCUUUUCCCUCAGCUCUCUGCCCCUGAUUUCUAGCCAUGUUAGCAGAGCUCUUUGUAAACUUUCAUUGUGAUAUUUUUUUUGUGUGUUUGUGUGUCCAUCUGACCAAUCCAGAAGUCAGGAGGUCUGUUGACAGAGAGGAGAAAAGAACAGCCAGGUGGUUUUAAGCCAUUCGCCAGUUCUUUCAUCACCCAGCCUAUGUAUCGCCGCUGGGGAUGCUGGUGGGGAGCAGCACAGCGUGCCACGGUGUUAAGGGUACAAACA
Lagopus muta (rock ptarmigan) is the source of this 2335-nucleotide messenger RNA. It is a transcript of the gene RAB41, whose product is annotated as RAB41, member RAS oncogene family. The record is from RefSeq and is a predicted model, not a curated record. Gene Ontology annotation, molecular function: GTP binding; GTPase activity. The coding region runs from base 166 to 795 and encodes 209 amino acids. Lineage: Eukaryota; Metazoa; Chordata; Aves; Galliformes; Phasianidae. The transcript is spliced from 9 exons.